AUGGGUUUGAACCACAGGAAGAAUGAGCACAAUCUACACACGGCGAUCCCGUUGUUGGAUAAUGUCGGUCAAAUAGAGGGCUGGUACAAGUUUGACGAUGCUUAUUUGAGUCCGAGUGUGUUGUAUACAUCGUUUCCGCCGAGCACCAAGUUGACGAUAGGAUCACGGCAAUUGGAGAUUGAUCGUGCGGUGCCGGUAAAGGUGCGUUUACUGGAAGAGGAUGAAGACUAUCAUUUUUGGUGUAAGAAGAAGCAGCAUUCUCAGCGGAUCAACUGCGGCGAAUAUCACAAGGAUUUCGGUGACGUGGAAGUGGGAUAUUCUUUUAGCUCUCCUCAGACACACAUUUGGUUUGCCGGAUACGCGAUCCACACAGAGUGCUUUGAAAAUCUAUAUCUCUCAAGCCACUGCGCGUCCUUACGCAUUACUCCAGAACAUGUUAUACCGCCUGGUCACAAUGGCCCUGCACCCGGCCAGUUCUCGCUCAGGGACUUACCCAUAACGAAAUCACUAUUUCAAAUGGUCGUCGAAGAGGGCGCAGACUUCCCCAUCUACGCCACGGCCGUCCCUAAAAGAGUCGAAACCUCACAUGGCUAUAUCACUGAAAUGGUCCCCACUGCAGAAUUCGUCAACGACUGCGAAAGAGAUAUUAUCAAACGAGAGGCCUACGACGUCGGUGUAGGCAUCAGCCACGCCAGCGACCCUACGCAAUACCCCCCCACCUUCCCCCCCGUCAAACCAUUCGAACACCCCAGCUUGUUUUGGUCCUUCAUCCACAACGAACUGCUCAAGAAACGACUAGCAAGAGACGUAAGUUCCCCCCUCCCCCACUGCGGUUGUACCCCUCCCAGUAUGGUUGUACCCCUCCCAGUAUGGUUGUGCUCCCCCCUCCCAGUAUGGUUAUGCUCUUAG
Messenger RNA from Gregarina niphandrodes, 909 nucleotides. RefSeq lists its product as hypothetical. The record is from RefSeq and is a predicted model, not a curated record. Lineage: Eukaryota; Apicomplexa; Conoidasida; Eugregarinorida; Gregarinidae. Bases 1 to 909 code for a protein of 302 amino acids. The transcript has 2 exons.